Drosophila subobscura is the source of this 1730-nucleotide messenger RNA. Its product is annotated as headcase protein. The coding region runs from base 211 to 1227 and encodes 338 amino acids. Gene Ontology annotation, biological process: protein polyubiquitination; protein monoubiquitination. Gene Ontology annotation, molecular function: ubiquitin protein ligase activity. NCBI's taxonomy places the organism in Eukaryota, Metazoa, Arthropoda, Insecta, Diptera, Drosophilidae. The transcript has 2 exons. The record is from RefSeq and is a predicted model, not a curated record.
AAAAGUUGCUGCUGUGCACAGAUUCAAUUCAAGUAAAGUUGCUGCGUUAGGUAAAUAAACAAAUCGAACCCUCGUGUGAUUCAGCGGCUUGUGGAACGGAAACGCAGCGAGAUAUCUGCAGCUGGUCUGAAUUCUUUCUUUUGCACACUUCAAUUUGCGACGAGCCGCCGCGAAGUUCGGUUCAGUGAAGAGCAGAUCUUUGCCGUGAAUAUGUCUACGCGUCAGAUGAUCUCGUGGCGCAUCUAUGUCUAUGCCAAUUCUCUGUACUCGGUGCAGCCAAGCGACAAGCGCGGCUUUCGCGAGUGGAGCCCCCAGGCGCUCAGAGACGAUCCAUGUGCGAUUCAUCGCAUUAUGGACUGGGUGAAUCGCGAUGCCUCCGUGCUCGUGCGCAGCAGCGAGGAGGAGAUGGUCAUAGCCUAUGAGGUGGUGCACGACAUGCUGGCGUUUGUCCCCAUGCGCAGCACCGAGUUCCAGGACGCGCUGCUAACCUUCUUUGGCGGCAAGACAAGUCACUUUGUGCACGAGUUGAUUAAUUUUGCACGCUCGCCGUACGACGAUCCAAUUGCCUACGAACUGAGCGUGCAGUAUCGCUCCAUGCGCCCUGAGCUGGUAGAAAUGCCUUGCACCUCGGCGGAGGCCCUGAAACGUCAGCAGGCCAAGGCGGAGCUGCAUAACUUUGUGCAGUUUGCCGCUCGCAUGGACAACGAUGAUUGUCUCAGCUUCGAGGCAGACAUGGAGCUCGAGGCGGAGGAUAGUUGUGCCAUCGAUGAGUUGGUUCUCGUUUCGCAAGCCAGGAUUGUCGGCCGUGCCCAGAUGGCAGAGUCGCAGCAGCCGCAGCAACAGCAGCAGCAGCAGGAGCCGCCGACAUUGCAGCAGCAACCGCCGACAUUGCAGCAGCAACCGCCGACAUCACAGCAGCCGCCAGUGCAGCCUUCGCCAUCACAGGAGCCGCCGACUCGUCAAAACAAUUCAUAUGCGGAUGCUGCCCUGCAGGAGGCUAUCGCCAGGAGCAUGCUGGAAACGGCUCAGAAUCAUCGUCGCGAUCGGGCGCCGCGUCGCUUCUGGUUCCAUCCGUCGGCACGCACCUCGGCACACUCGGCCUGGCCUGCUCAAUUGGCGACUCGCGGGACUUUGAAUCAUGGACCAGCUACAGCGCGCAGAGGUCGGCGCAAUGGUGCCAUGGAUCUGGUUUACGCUUUCCAUACGUAUGGCAUGGCCCCGCCGUAGGUUCGAAUGGGAGCCUAAUUUAACCUAGUUUUAAUUACAUUUCAUUAACACACACACACACACUACAGACAGACACAAUAGCCCCAGCCAUAUGGUACGAGUACGCACCCAUCAAUGAGGCCAACCAACCAGCCAACCAAUCCAAUUCCUCAUCAUUAAAAGGGUUCGACUGGCAUCAAAAAUUGAUAAACGUCCCUGCCCGAACUGGCCUCGAUGACACGGCAUUGGAUAACUGAUAAAACGGAUGGCCUGCCCCAUCAAUAAAAAAAAGGGACCGCCAAACGGUGUGCCAAAUAUGCCUUUAACGCAUAUUUUCGUGCACGGUCCUUUGUCUUAAUUUUUGUUGGAGAAUAAAAAAAAAAAGGUAGCUCCACGCCCCAAGCCCUCGCAUGUCACACGGCGACGAGUGCGGGCAACGGCUGGUUGGCAGCGCAUGAAAAAUUGAAUUACACGCACUUUUGCGCAUAAACGAGAGCUGAAAAAUAUAACAGCAAAAAUUUGAA